GCUGCUCACAGAUGUUCAGGAGAGUCAGAGACUAAGCAAGAACUGAUGGAGGCCUGGGUGAAACCAGGAGAGAAAUGUUCUCGAAGCAGCUCUUGGCGGGACUGGGAGAAAGCAUGAAGAAGAUGCGGGAAGCCGAAGAAGCCGAUGCGGCCCAUACUGCUACGCCAUCCACAGCAGAAAGCUUUCACGGCCACCUGACAGAAGAAUUGGGACUGCAGUCCAGGCACCUGUUUCCAAAGCCUGCAGGCUAUGCUGUGGCACACGGUGUCGCCUCAGCUGCCUCUGACCAUCAGAGGACAUCAUCCGUCCACACGCUCAGUCCUGGAUCAGGCUUUGAGGGCAGCUGUGUCUAUGUGUGACCGUGCAUUUGGCAGUGGCAAGGCAAAGGAGCUAAGCAUGAGGGGCAGGUGUCGUGGGUCCUGGUACGAGCGGUUCCUGCAGCCCUGUCUGGCGGAACUGCUGGGCUCUGCCCUCUUCAUCUUCAUCGGCUGCCUGUCGGUCAUCGAGAACGGGACAGACACAGGGCUGCUGCAGCCGGCCCUGGCGCACGGGCUGGCCCUGGGCCUCCUCAUCGCCACCCUGGGGAAUAUCAGUGGUGGACACUUCAAUCCUGCGGUGUCCCUGGCAGCCACGCUGAUCGGAGGCCUCAACCUGGUGAUGCUCCUUCCCUACUGGAUCUCCCAACUAUGUGGGGGCCUGAUUGGGGCCGCCUUGGCCAAGGCCGUGAGUCCUGAAGAGAGGUUCUGGAACGCAUCUGGGGCAGCCUUUGUAACAGUCCAGGAGUCGGGGCAGGUGGUGGGGGCAGUGGUGGCGGAGUUCAUCCUGACGACACUGCUGGCCCUGGCCGUAUGCAUGGGUGCCAUCAACGAGAAGACGCAGGGCCCUCUGGCUCCGUUCUCCAUCGGCUUUGCCGUCACUGUGGACAUCCUGGCAGGGGGGGCCGUGUCUGGAGCCUGCAUGAAUCCUGCUCGUGCCUUUGGACCUGCCGUGGUGGCCAAUCACUGGGACUUCCACUGGAUCUACUGGCUGGGCCCGCUCCUGGCCAGUCUGCUCGUAGGAAUGCUCAUCAGGCUCUUCAUUGGAGAUGGGAAGACCCGCCUAAUACUAAAGGGACGGUGACUCCAAGCUGGUGAUGUUCCUGCGGCCCAGGUGGCCUCCGGGUUACAGACGGGCUACCUCCUGCAUUUCCUGCUGGGACAGAAGCCCAGAGGAGCUGCCCAUCUCCUUCCCCCUACGUGUGCCUGGCCUCCCAGAUGACGCACUGCUGCCAAGUUCUGAGGAUGCUCUAGGUUCUCUGAAUACAUUUGUGCUCAUCAGAGACCCCAGCCCGGGGAGCGCAUUGCCAGCCCUGCCCAGCACCGCAAAUCAGAGGGGUUUAAGGGGUUUUUCUUGAUCGGGAAGCUCCCAGGAGCAGAAGAGCAGUUGGAAGACACGGCUGUUUACGUAUGAGUUCCUUUCUCCUUCCCCCUUUCUUCCUCCUUCUACCUGUUACAGAAGGGCCUGCUGUGCACUGUUUCCUUGCUCCCUGAGCUGCCAGUCUAGCUUUGCAAUAAAUAGUCCAGUAUUUC
This is a messenger RNA of Neogale vison (American mink), 1568 nucleotides long. RefSeq names its product aquaporin 8 (gene AQP8). Gene Ontology annotation, biological process: water transport; transmembrane transport. The transcript is spliced from 8 exons. Gene Ontology annotation, molecular function: water channel activity. Gene Ontology annotation, cellular component: plasma membrane. The coding region runs from base 250 to 1119 and encodes 289 amino acids. NCBI's taxonomy places the organism in Eukaryota, Metazoa, Chordata, Mammalia, Carnivora, Mustelidae. The record is from RefSeq and is a predicted model, not a curated record.